AUAUCGAGAGACCGAAAAAAAAAAAAACAAAAAGGCCCACGGGAAGAGCGAGAAACGGGGGCGACCAACCGGCUAGCUCGCCGCUUCCGCCUUCUCUCCCCCCGUCCUUACCCUUUCCCCGUGGCCUCACCGGCUCCUCUCUCUCUCUGCUAGGGUUUCCCCAUGUCGGCGGCGGCCUCCGCGGCGGCGCUCCUCCUCCUUCCCCUCCUCGCCGCCGCCGGGGACGGGGUCUGCCCGAGGCCGCCCGCCGCUGCCGCCGUCCUGCGGCAGUCGUCCGCCUCAUGCCCCGCGCCGGGGCUCCGGGGCCACCACGUCGGCGUAGUCGAGGGGGACGAUGGGGCUCUGCAAAAGGCAGUGACACUUGUGCUGCGGAACAGGGAGGAUUUUGUUGCUAUUCUUUUUUAUGCUUCAUGGUGUCCCUUUUCUAAAUUGUUCAGGACAGAUUUUCAAAAGCUGUCAUCCUUUUUCCCAACAAUUGCUCAUUUUUCUUUUGAGGAAUCCCGUAUCAAACCAAGAAUUUUGUCAAGGUAUGGAGUUCGUGCCUUCCCGACGCUUUUCCUUGUGAACUCUACAAUGCGCGUGCGCUAUCAUGGAUCUCGGACCAUGAACUCCCUUGCUAUGUUCUAUAAAGAUGUUACAGGUAUGAAUCCUGUGUCACUGGAUGUAACAUCCCUGGAGAGGAUAGAAGACACGGUAAAUAUAAUUGAUAAUGACAAAAGGACCGAGCAGGAGGAUUCUCUGUUCUUAUGGGCAAGAUCACCAGAAAGAUUACUUCAUCAAGAUACCUGUCUUGCAUUGGCUAGCUCUUUUGUCCUCUUGAGGUUACUUCAUUUCUUUCUUCCCAAGCUCAAUGCAUGUGUGAAGCAAGCCUGGAGGAUGCGAUUUCAUGAACUGAAUAGGUUGUUUCCUAGCUUGUCUUGAGGAAGGCAAUGUGGACCUGAAAACUUGAACUGACUGUCUAAACAAGGCAGCAUACGCAUAGGAAAUGAUGCAGGCAGCAAACGGGAAUCGUUUGGGGGGUGGAUUUCUGCCAUUGUCUGCACGAAAGUUAAUACACACUGGUGGCUCGUGGCUGAGAAAUGAAAAAGGUGGUCUCAGCAGCUACUUAUACCCCUAAGGUCUCAUCAUGGAUGUAUUGUCUUCCCUCCGUGUCGAACUCUUUCCGUGUCAACUAUAUUUAGUCUUUCUUGGGAGAUAUCUUGAUACAAGCUUAAGUGACGUUCUUGGAAAUGCUGAUGUGAAUGUUGAUCAUUGUACUGCCUUGAUGGUACCAUCGGCCAACGCCUUGUAUUUUGGUGUUGCUCCUGAGACACACACAAAAAAAAAGUAUUCUAAGAAUGAUUCUUCUUUUAGGUUAGUCAUAGGCAGGAUUGAUAGGUUUGUGAUUCAAUAAACUCGAGGGAGUCCGUACCCUUUGUGUGUAGUACUCCAUUAUAUUGACCGGCUGAUUGUUCUAGCAAAGUUUGCUGGUUCGUAAAUGGAAUUGCCGGCUGUUAUUGGCUUAUUUCUUUUA
Phragmites australis (common reed) is the source of this 1513-nucleotide messenger RNA. RefSeq names its product 5'-adenylylsulfate reductase-like 4. Lineage: Eukaryota; Viridiplantae; Streptophyta; Magnoliopsida; Poales; Poaceae. The record is from RefSeq and is a predicted model, not a curated record. The transcript has 4 exons. Bases 163 to 921 code for a protein of 252 amino acids.